Engraulis encrasicolus (European anchovy) is the source of this 7874-nucleotide messenger RNA. RefSeq names its product zinc finger protein 654 (gene znf654). NCBI's taxonomy places the organism in Eukaryota, Metazoa, Chordata, Actinopteri, Clupeiformes, Engraulidae. The record is from RefSeq and is a predicted model, not a curated record. Gene Ontology annotation, molecular function: DNA-binding transcription factor activity, RNA polymerase II-specific; DNA binding. The transcript has 10 exons. Gene Ontology annotation, biological process: regulation of transcription by RNA polymerase II. Gene Ontology annotation, cellular component: nucleus. The coding region runs from base 49 to 6894 and encodes 2281 amino acids.
ACUGGAACAUUGUGCUCGCAGUUGUACGCGCUAGGUAAGACAGCCAGUAUGGCGGAAGAAGACAGUGAAGUGGAGUUGGACAGGUUAAAAGAAGAACUGGAUAGCGUACUGAUUGAUAGCUUAAGCGACGAACAUGGACACAUAAGCAAGUCAUACUGUGCAAAGUUCUGUAAGUUGGUAGAGGAACAUACGGGGCGAUGGCAGGUUCCUCUGCCUCAGCUGCUGGUUCUCCGACGGGCCCUGUGCUCCUUCGUGAGUGGAACGUCCUCCUUCCCUCCGGAUUGCGAACAUGUGCACUACGCUCUCAGCAGCCUGGCCUUGAGCAUCUUUGAGCUGCUCCUCUUCUUUGACAGAGAAGAGUUCCAGGAGGACCCCUUAAAGGAGAUCCUUGACUCCAUUCAGGAGUGCCAGACAUGUUUGGGUCGGCACCAGAACGAGUACCUGUGGCAGGUGAGCCAGGUCAUCAGGGAGGGGGGGCCCUGGGCAGGCACCGUGCUGCAGGGCAUACUCAGUGGAGCACCGCUGCCUCCAGACCAGGUGAGUCGGUACCUGGGCUCGGAGGCGUGCAUGUUCCUGGAGCUGCGUGUGCGCUACCUGCUGGUGUGUGAGCGCGUGGAGGAGGCCAUGGUGCUGACCCGCGCCUGCAGCCAGCACCCCUCCGCCGGGAAACACCUGUACUUCCUACAGGCCUACCUCACCUGCCUCUGGAGGACCGCCCUGCACGAACGCUUCUACUCAAAGAUGUCUGUGAUAGAUGGCAGGGAUGCGGUGGAGAUGAUCUGUAACUGCGAGGCGGAGGAGAACGACGACCUGCUGCUCAGCCUCAGCAGAGGGUUCCUCAGCCAACAGCUACGCACAGGAGACAUGUACUACCUAUGGGACCUGGUGUUUGUAUGGAGUAAGCUACAGCUGAGGACCAACACGUCCACGGAAGACUUCCUGCAAGAGUGCAACCAGCUCCUGCUCUCCGCCAGCAACGAACACGCCGUCUUCCCCUUCAUCAAGGUCAUCCUAGCAGAGGCAGGGAAGCGUGGCCUGAAGUUCUGCGUGGAGCUGUGUGCGCGGGGGCUGCAGUGUGACACCGACGGCCUCCUCCAGGGUGGCGACGUGGUCACCAAGGCCCUGCUGUGCAAGACCAUCGCCUACCUGCUGCCCUCCGACCUGGAGGUCUGCCGCAUCUGUGCACUGCUCGUCUUCUUCCUGGAACGCACUGUGGAGAACUACAAGACGGUGGCGCUGCUCUACACGCACCCGGACCAGGAGUACCCGCUGGACGCCAGCCCCGUGGGCAACGCCGUGCGCUUCGAGGUGCUCCAGAUCCUCAAGAAGGGGCUUCAGUUCGACCCCGAGUUCUGGAACCUCAUCACGCUGCGCUCCCAGUGCCGGCGGCUCCUCGGCGGCCCGCUGCAGAAGGACGAGCUGUCGGCGGUGGAGGAGCCGUGGGCCCAGGCGUGCUGCGUACGCGAGCCCGGUGACGCCUGCAACUGCGACGACCCGCCCGCUGUCACCAACUACACCCCCACAACCCCCGUCCCUGCCACCCUUACUACGCCACCUCGGCCUUUGCCCACCACCACAGAGCCGAAAAGACCACCGUCGGUCACCACCACCACCACCACCACCACGACACACACUGUAGGAGGAGAUCCGUCCUUCCCCCUGGCGAAGCGAAGGGGCAGGAAGCCCGGCGUGAAGCUGAACAAGCCGGACAUCUUGCCGCCGUCCCUGCGCCGCUCCUUCCGGCAGCUGGACGUGGCGCAGCAGAACGUGACGCGCUAUCAGUAUCAGCACCUGAUGAUGGGCGGCCCGGCGUCGCGGCAGCAGCGGCUCCUCUCGCGGACUCGCGCGGCCGAGCUGCGCUGCGGCUGGAAGCGGCGGGGGCGGAAACCCCGUUGGCUCCUGGAGGAAGAGGCGGCCGCGGCGGCGGCGGAGGAGCAGGCAGAGAACAGCGCCCCCUCCAGGACGCCCAGGAAGAGGAAGCCCCCGCAGGCGCGGACGCCGACCAGCCCUGGGACUGGGGGGAGGACGCCACACGAGCGGCCCCGUACCACGCGGACUACGUUAUCCCCUCUCGUGGAGGGAGUGGGAGAUUGUUCGGCUCCCGUUGUGCACAGGGAGGUCCUGGAGUUCUCGCUGCCUGAUAACGAGGUGGUGUUGGAGAUGGAGGUGGAGGUGGAGUUGGAGAUGACUGCAGAAGAAGAGUCAGAUGAGACAUCGUCAGAGUCAUCAUCAUCAUCAUCAUCAUCAGGUGCAGCGUCAUCAGCAACAGAAGCAGCAUCAUCAACAUCGCCAUCGCCAUCGCUGCCUGAGCCCACACCCAUAGUCCCUGACCACGUCACCACAGCUAGACCGGGCUACAAAGUCUCUAAUCCUGCUGCAGGGGCACCCGACACCAACACUUUACUUAAGGACUUACUUAAGGACUCCAAAAAGGUUUCUAUCCCGCCACCACCUGCAAAGCCGCCACCCAAGAGUAAGAGAGACCGAGUUUGGAAGAUGCUGGAAAACGCAACCGAAGGCUGGGUUCCCAACACCAUUGCGGUCUUUUACGUUAGACAGUUUCACAGCUACUCUCGUGCGCACGAGGAGCAAGGCAUACAGCUGGACGCGGAGAAGGAGGCGGGAGCGGUGGAGACCUUGGACCUGGCGUUGCCAGAUGCAGCAGCCAAUUCAACCCAGAAACACACAGAGCCUCAGGUGCAGGAUCAGGCCAUGGAGGUGGAAGUUGUCGCCGCCUCCAAACCACAAGGUGGUGUUGCUGGGCAACCAGAGAAGAACACACCGCUAGACAUAAGAUUGUCAACUGAACUCAGCAGUUCUGAAACUGUAAGAUCCUCAGGCGAACCAAUCAAUACUCCUCAGUCCACCACAGCCCUCAAUCGCAACACUCCCAGUAGCAGCAGUAGUGCUCCUACAGAUCCCAGUGCGCCUGUUGGCAGCAGCAGCGAGAUGGCUGCAGAUCCUGGAGGUCCGGUGUCCCUCUUGGACAAGUCCAAGACCCCCCACCUCAGCCCAGCAGUGGCGUGCGAAGCCCCCCCAAGGGCCGGAGAAGCUGCAUCGAUCACAGACACGAUCCGGCCAACUUCUGCAGCAGCUGCAGCUCACGGCGCAACGGAGGGAAACCUUCCGACUUCCCCAGACAGGCCUAGCAGGACAGACCAGGUCCAGCCGACCUCUCCUGACAGACCUGCCCUAAGGACGUCCCACAGCUCGCCCAUCAAGACAGUGCCUGUCCUUAAUCUGGGUGCCGCGCAAUCAGAGUUGCCACCACCUGAAGAGGUACAGGCUGUGGCAUCUGUCCCUGGCGCCACACAAAAUGGAGUGCCACCCCUUUCGCCUCCUGGUCGUCCUGUGACCACGCCCAGUGCACGCAGUCCUAUUGUGACAUCACCCACUGGAGUGCUCCUUUCUUCUCUUGAACGUCCCGUGACGUCACCCAACCGUGCGCCCCAAUCGUCCCCUCUGCGUCCCAAUGUAACGUCACCUAAUGGAGUGCUCGCCUCGUCCCCUCUGCGUCCUAUUGUGACGUCACCCAGUGGAGUGCCCCUCUCUUCUCCUGAGCGUCCAGUCAUGUCACCCAAUGGAGCAACCGUCUCUUCCCCUGUGCGUCCUGUCGCGAUGUCACCCAGUGCACCUGGUGUGGGAUCAGAUGGGGCGCCUCCCCCACUAUCUCUCAAGUCUGAGGUGUCUCCUUCCAGGCGGUCGGUCUCUGACACCUCACCUUUGAAGGUGCAGUCAUCUUCUCAGGUCACACCGCCCAAACUCUUGCCAGAAUCCUUGUCAGUACCUGAACUCUGUCCCAAAUCGGUGCCCAGUGAGGGCUCUCCAGCAAGGCAUCGUCCUACACUAAAGCCUCCCGCACUGGAGGUCACAGCCCCACAAAACACUCCAGCGCUACCUGAGCCUAGCCUCCCACCAUGCCUCACACCUGAACACACACCAUCUCACACGACACACUCAGAGAGAAUACAAGUCCAACACGAACCACCAGCGUUAAUCCCACAGACACACACAACGCCCGAGAAAAUGCAUCGUUUGGAACCACCAUCGUUGGUGUCACAGAAACUCCUGAAAUCUCCUGAAAGGAUGCAAGACCAACAAAUACCACCGGCUUUAUCCCCACAGAACAACCACACACCGUCUCACACAGCCUCGCAAGUACACACACCGCCAUCACUCGAACGCCAACUGACGACGUCUGAGAAUGCACUACAGGGCAAUGCAUCCCCUCUUUUGCCCGUGGCCCAAGUAACUCCAUUUGCCACUCCUGUGUCAACAGAGUCAGAGUCGCUGUCGUGUCAGGCCACCCCUGCGUCCGACUUGCCGGCCGAGCCUCCCGUGCUGGAGCACAAGUGCCGCCUCUGUGGCAAGGUGUUCAGGGGCGGCAACGUCCUGCGCCACGCCAACGCCCACUUCCGCGGAAGUUUGCAGUAUUCUCCGGGCCUGUGCAUGUUCUGCGAUUGCCAGCCCAGCGACCCGGUCGAAGCCUACGAGCACUUCCAACGGCACAUCGAGAAGCUUCGAGCAGAGCUGCCCCCUGCACCCAUGCCGCCCAGCGUGGUCGUGGCAACACGGCAGCAGAAUGGCCGCGCCCUCACACCCCUGCAUGCGCCAGUGGGGAACCCCAGAGUAAGGAAGAAAAAGAAGAAGAGGGACUUAUGGUGGCUGCACAAAAAGAAGAUCCCAGAAGUGCUGGAGUUAUCGUCAUCCCACACUGGGGGAGGUGAAGCUGAAGGGGGAGGUGAACGGGGAGGUGAAGGGGGAGGUGGAGCUGCAGGUGAGGCAUCAUCAACACCCGCUGGGCAAAUACACAGUGAGGGGGCAUCACUUCCGGCUGCGCAAAUACACUGUGAGCAACAGCAUCAACCUCCACACAGGCCCAACGGGACAUUCAAAGUAAAGAAGCGGCGCAGAAGACGGCGGGCAGAAGAGGACUUGGAGGAUUACUCGGAGCCACGGGUGAAGAGGCUGAGGAGAGCGAAGGCUAGACUUGGAGAGGGGAGGGACGAGGUGAGGAGCAAGCGUCUCCGAGCCCUUGCCUUGGCCCAGGCCCAGGCCCAAGCUCAGGCUCGAUCCCCGGCCCAGAGCACCGGGGUGGAUCAGGGGGAUCGGACUCCGAAGCCGGCCUCUGGAGACCAGCAGCAGGCCCCAUCCGCAGCCAGGCCCAAGAACAAAGUCCACAAAGUUCACAGAGUCCACAAGUCGAACAAGGUCCACAAAGCACACAAGGUCCGGAGGAAGGCAGAAGCGGCGCCCAGCGUGGGGAAGGAAGUUGCGAGAGCGCCGCAAGAGGCUGGACCUGGUGGCGUACAGGCGACGGGUGAAACGACCGAGGACGGGGCAGCUGGGAAGGAUGCUGUAGAGGCGGGUGACCUGGCAUACCAGCAAGCUGCACAGCAGCUAGCUGAUGCAGCAAGCCAGGUGGCAGGUACAGAAAGCCAGGAGGAGGCCUCCAAAAAUGUGGUUACCAAGGCAAUGCAAAGGGCUAAAGAGAUGGGCGACCUGGUCCGAAAAAUGCGUGAACUGGGAACGCUGAAGCCCAAAAAGAAGGUGGGUGAAACGGCAAAGCACAAGCCCAAGAAAACGGGCGAUGCGCCAAGUCAAAAGACCCAAAAAGCACUGAAGACAGCAAGCCUAAAGACUGAACAGCCGCAGGGUGAAGCGGAAAUCCAGAAGGACGCCGUACAGGCAGGUGAAGCGGAAAACCAGCAGCAGGCCGUACAGGAAGGUGAAACGGCAGGCAAGCAGAGCAGCACACCAGUUAAGGUGGAGGAGACUGUUCAAUGUUCCGUGGAGGGUUGUGACGCCAUGCUAAGAGCUCGGAGCACAACGAUCCUGGGUCACCUGCUGGACUGUCACCCCGACAACCGGGCGGCCCUCGAGGCGCUCUACGAGUCCAAGGUCUCCCAGGGCCGCUGCGGGUUCUGCAUGCGUCGCUUCCACACCCCGCGGCACUUUGCCGACCACGCGCCGCGCCACAGCGACUGCACCCUGCGCCACCCGUGCCAGCAUCAGGGCUGCACGGAGGCCUUCCGCUUCCUGUCGUCCGUGCGCGAGCACAUGAAGAAGAGCCACCCGCAGCUGCAAAUCACCUGCUGUUUUGCCGGUUGCCAGGUGACGACCGACAGCAACAACAAUCUGCAUCGCCACGAGCGGAGGCAUUACGUCGUCGCCCCCCCGCGGCCCAAACCUCCGCCCAGACCCCGUCACAGACCGUUGCAGAGACCGGCGCCCUCGCUCAACAGCCCCCCUUCCAAUGGAGAGUUGCAGCCUAAUCCUCAGACUCCGCUCACCUCUCCCUCGUCUAUACCCUCCUCAACUCCUCCUCCUGCUGCUACUCUCACGCCCGUUCACCCGCCCCCUCAGCCGAGCACAAAGAGACCUUAUCAGAAGCAACCCAAACCCGACCCUGAUGACGUGGACCUGAGACCCAGGACGCAAUGCUCUGACUUUGCGGUGCGGGACCCUGCUGGCAGGAUAUCGGACGAGCUGGCAGCUCAUCACGCUCUCGCCCUCGCCUUCGAAGGCGGCUUGGUGAACGGGCACGGGGGUGACGAGGCGGCGGCCACGGCCACGGAAGAGAACCAGCCGGACACACGCGUGUACGGGAGCACGAGUGCCAAGCCCUACAUGCGGCCCCUGCCCUGCUCCUACCUGGACGAGCGGUACACCAGCAUGCCCAAACGCAAGAAGGAGGAGGAGGCGGCGGCGGUCGUGACGAGUAGGCCGACGGUGAUGCCCGUCGUGGCGGAGGCGUCUAGCGAUAUCAGCGCCAAAAGGAAGCGGUGCUCACGGUGCUUCGCCUCCCUCCCCAGCUCACAGGAGCUGGAGGAACACCUCAAGAACUGCUCCACACUCUUCGGGUUCGACUCUGACGACGAAGGAGGCUUUUGAGAAGAAAAGCUGUGUGGACUGGACGCUGUGACCUCUGACCUCUGUUGGACAGGUGGCUUUUGAGAAGAAAAGCUGUGCGGCUGUGUACGCUGUGUUGGCUGCUGGGAGGAGGCGUAUGAGGGAUAUACCCAAGGAAGGACCCUGUGGGAACGCCUGUUUAAAUAUCUCCAAGCCCCAUUGGCAGUGGUCCAGUGACCUGACUCUAUUUAAAGAGGGAGAGGAGAGGAAGGGAAGCCAAGUGGCAUGUCUAGCAGACACUGAAUAUACUGGGUACAUUCCAAUAUGCGACCUUGCCUCCUCCACUUGUGCUUGUGGCCUCGCGUUUUGCUGAUGCCCUGCCUCCGUGGAGAAAACAAUAACGUUUCCCUGCUGUCUGCCUAGCCACAACAACUUUUGAGGGACUUCUUUUCAUUCACCAUCCUAGUUGCAAAACAGAAAAUUAUAUUGGAUUUGCCCUUUUGCAAGAUAUUGAAUUAACUUUCUGUCGUCAGUGACAUCAUCAUGAGGUCACAAGCAGGCAAGGGAGGACUGAAGUCUGCAUAUUGGAAUCCACCCACUGAAUAUACUGACUACAGGUUGGGCCAUGUGAUGCCUUCCAUAGCAACAACUCUCCCUGAUUGACUCCAUAGCAACAUGGUUCCCUGACUGACAUUAUUGAGUAAUGGUCACCCUGGACCACCCUGAAUGACAUCACCCUCCUCAUCAUGACUGAAUCGCAGUAUUUCAACAGAUGGACUGUACUGUGCCUCUCGUACAGACUCAGUUGGUGGCUUGGUAAUUGGCUUUGAUUUUCAGACAGAUCACUAUGGCAUUUUACUUGUUUUUGUUUUUGAAUAUGAAGUAGACAGGCCUGGCCCAAACUCUCCACAUUCAGCCUCUAUACAGAUACACACAUACUAAUUAUGAGACCUAGAUAGAUAUGUCACAGUAAAUCAUGAGUCCACCCUCCAACCCAACUCACCCCCGCCACAGUCCAAUAA